Molecule: messenger RNA, 456 nt
Organism: Suillus subaureus
Lineage: Eukaryota; Fungi; Basidiomycota; Agaricomycetes; Boletales; Suillaceae
Exons: 2
Coding region: 1-456 (151 amino acids)
Source: RefSeq, a predicted model, not a curated record
AUGCUUGUCGUCCAUCCUUCAAGUCGUUGUGACAUCUGCCUUGAUCCCUAUUCUACCUCAGAUCUUGCUACUUCUCCACAUGCAAUUGCUGAGUGUGGUCACAUCUUCUGUUUCAGGUGCCUUUACUCCUUAAGCACAAGCACAUGUCCCCUCUGCCGCGAAGUUUUCGAUCCAGAUCGUGUCAAGAAACUCCACGUCGGAAAUACCUCCGAACAAGAAAAUGCUGAACGAGACGAUGCUGAUCGGGACAAUACAGAGCGAGAUAAUGCCGAACAAGGUGUUGUCUACGAUCAUGCCAAUCUCCUUCUUCAUCGGAUGUCUCUAGUCUUAGGCGAAGGCGUGCCCGAGGCUGAUGUCGCUGAAGUAGUCUCCGAAGUACAAGAAUGGCUACAGUCUCAACCGGAUGAUCCCAAUUCCGUGAGUCCUUUUCACUCUGCAGGCGCAUCACAAAUGUGA